AACCCAUGGCCAAAAAUGUUAUAGACAACAUUACAACACAAUUAAUAGCAACAACAGCAAAAACAAGAAUGGGGGAUCUUCCACCAGGUUUUCGGUUCUAUCCAACAGAAGAGGAGCUAGUUUCCUUCUAUCUGCAUAACAAGCUAGAAGAGAGGAGACAAGAACUAAACCGUGUUAUCCCAGUUACUGAUAUUUACAACAUAGAGCCGUGGAAUCUCCCAAAGCUUGCAGGAGAAAGAUGUCAAGGAGACACUGAGCAAUGGUUCUUCUUUGCACCAAGACAAGAAAGAGAAGCCAGAGGAGGAAGACCCAGGCGCACUACAGCUUCUGGGUACUGGAAGGCCACUGGUUCCCCUGGUUAUGUUUACUCAUCAGAUAGCAAAGUGAUUGGGGUGAAGAAAACCAUGGUUUUCUAUAAGGGGAAAGCUCCCACAGGAAGAAAAACCAAAUGGAAGAUGAACGAGUAUAGAGCCAUUGAAGGAGCUGCUGACCCAUCCAAUACUACCGUUCCUAAGCUGAGGCAUGAAUUUAGUUUGUGCCGAGUCUACAUAACAUCAGGGAGUUUUCGAGCAUUUGAUAGACGUCCACUAGAAGCCGUGGCAAGAGAGACACAACUUCUUGGUUAUGCGGCAACAACAUCUGCUCAAGACCAUAGAAUGGUGGACAACUCAAGCUCACCUGACACUUCAUGCUCAGGAGGAGAUCAUGCUGACCUCCCAGGGACAGCAGGAAGUGCCAACGUGGAUAUGGUUGAUGGUUUACCCCAACCACUAUGGGACUGGGAACAACUGAAUUGGCUUUGAUUAAAAGCACAUGUAUCUUAGCAGCCCUGCUGCACAGUUCUAGGUAGCUUUUCUAUGCAAGAAUAGGCAACAUAGGAUAGCUUAACUUCACAAGUAGUAAAUUCUUUUUCCUGCAAAUUAUUGCAUACUAAUGAAAUAUAAAUUUUUUGGUAAGAAAUUUGAAGUUUCAAA
Molecule: messenger RNA, 974 nt
Organism: Jatropha curcas
Lineage: Eukaryota; Viridiplantae; Streptophyta; Magnoliopsida; Malpighiales; Euphorbiaceae
Gene: NAC090
Product: NAC domain containing protein 90
Biological process (GO): regulation of DNA-templated transcription
Molecular function (GO): DNA binding
Source: RefSeq, a predicted model, not a curated record